Glycine soja is the source of this 474-nucleotide messenger RNA. Its product is annotated as auxin-induced protein X10A-like. Bases 1 to 474 code for a protein of 157 amino acids. The record is from RefSeq and is a predicted model, not a curated record. The transcript is spliced from 3 exons. NCBI's taxonomy places the organism in Eukaryota, Viridiplantae, Streptophyta, Magnoliopsida, Fabales, Fabaceae. Gene Ontology annotation, biological process: response to auxin.
AUGGCUUUUCGUUUACCUGGUAUCAGAAAGGCUUCCCUUGCUGCAAUCCAGGGAAAUUCAAAAGCUGUGGAUGUUCCAAAGGGCUACCUUGCAGUCUAUGUUGGAGAUAAAAUGAAGCAGUUCAUGAUCCCUGUAACAUACUUGAACCAACCUUCAUUUCAAGAUUUGUUGAGUCAAGCUGAGGAAGAAUUCGGAAUAUGGGAAUCACAAACCGCUUCUGUUUCUCUCCAAUAUACACUGCGAGAUAGCCCUUUGGGACUUCCAAAGAUUUUGAAGCUGCUUGGCAAGCUGCAAAUGAUGCUCAUCGAAUAUCAGGAUGCAAAUGGCUUGGGUUGUUUGAGCCAACCUUUAUUUCAAGGUUUGUUGAGUCAAGCUGAAGAAGAAUUUAGGUAUGACCAUCCAAUGGGUGGUCUCACAAUUCCUUGUGGAGAAGCUGUGUUCAUUGAUACCAUUUCUCGCUUGAAUAGUUGCUAA